AUGCCCGGUACUGCUACCGCACCAGUCGACGAUGCACUGGAAGACCAGCCGAACGUGAAGCUGCUAAAGUACAUCAAUUCACCGCAGUUCUCGCUCUACAGUUGCAUCGAAUUGUUGUGCAAACAUGCCAAUAACGUCGGGAUCCACUACUACCUGUGUCAGAAACUGCUUACGUUCCCACACAGCGAGUUGCAAUUCUACAUCCCGCAGCUCGUGCAAGUGCUGCUGACCAUCGAAUCCGAGUCCCUCGCAUUGGAGGACUUGCUGCUGAAACUGAGGGGGGAGAACCCACACUUUGCAUUGUUGACCUUUUGGCAACUACAGGCGUUGCUGACGGACCUGUCUACAGACCCGGCAUCUUACGGAUUCCAAGUCGCGCGCAGAGUGCUCAACGCUUUGCAACAGAGCCUGUUUAGCAUAUCGGACGAGGAACCAAAAGUGGAAAAGAUGCACGAGAACGUCGCACCUGCACUCGUCCUAUCCUCCAUGAUGAUGUCAUGCAUGGCGUUCCCACCACUGACAGAAUACACGAAACCGUUGAUCGAGUCCCAGGGGAAGAGACAGAAAUCGUACGUCUUCAAACUCGCUAGGAACGCAAUGAAGGAUCUGACAAAGAACCUCACUUUAAAGAACACGUUGCUCAACAAGGCACUGUCCAAGUCCGCAAAGCGGAAGUCUCUGUCCGGGUCCCCCAGUUUUGCAUCCACGGGCGUAUUUACAAGCCCAGCGGUGCACAGCGUGGACCUCGUGGAGGGCACAAAGUCGAGAGAGGACGUUCUGUUUAGGAAACCUAAGAACAGGGUCAGCGAGACGACGGUGCUUGACUUUAACAUGGUCGAUGAUGUCGGGAAUCAAGUGUACGAGGAGAAAAUUUCGACGUCCAUCAGACUGCCCAAGCGGAAAUCGAAGUACAUGGACGGAUCCUUUGUCCACAGAACGUACGAGGACAAGGCUAUAGGGGAGAACCAGUCGACCCCAGCGGCACUAUUGGACGACAUCACAGAGCGUGGGGCCACAGACACGGAGAAUGAGACGGACCUUGCAGAGGAGAGCGACGGGGACGCUACGGAACGGCCAGACUUGGCCAACCACACGCAGUUCACGAACUCAAUGCCCGAUUUACACCAGGCAAUGCGUGUGAAAUCUAUGACACCAUUGAAGAAGGUGAACUCUGAGAAACCCUCGAUCAAGAGGUCGAGCACGCAACCGGAGUCACACUAUGACCAACUUAGAAAAAGAGAAAACUCAAAGGACUUGGUCGCUCCCGUGGACAUCUCGACUCUUUCUACGACGAAGAAGAUUAAGAUGCUCAAGGCCAACUAUUUCCGCUGCGAGACCCAGUUUGCCAUUGCACUGGAGUCGAUCUCACAGAGACUGGCCCAAGUCCCUACUGAGGCUAGACUGAGCGCCCUUCGUGCAGAACUGUCGCUCAUGAACAGAGACCUCCCCGCAGAGGUGGACAUUCCAACGUUGUUACCUCUGAACAAGAAGGGUAAGCUGCACAGGUUGGUGCUGAUCACGGCAAGCGAGGCUCAGGUGCUCAAUUCUGCAGAGAAGGUGCCAUACCUGUUGCUGAUCGAGUACUUGAGGGACGAUUUCGAUUUUGACCCGAUGUCAGAGACUAAUGAGGCAGUACUGAGGAAAAGCUCGCAGAGCAACGCCCCCCUGUUCGAUCUGAACUACUUGAACAGGAAACGGGAUAACAAUGACUUUGUCUCGCUGGGGAGUCCGUUUUCUGUGUCAAGUGGCAUCCUUGGAGAAAACGGAAACAGUGCUGCUCAAACAGAACAGACUAUUGCGACAUCGUCUAUUCCUAGUUCGACGGGGGAAAUGGAUCUCGGAGACAUGUCCAUGAUCAAAAUUAAAAACCAAACGGAUGCAGAAGCGUACAGGAAAUCUGCUGUCUUACAAACGGCAGGGAAAGUGCCCAUGCUCCCAGAAAACAAGACCAAGAGAUCCAGGGAAUUAGAUUUUGUUUCCGACAUCAAUGACGUGGUCACCGCCACAGAUGGCGUCAGUCGACGAAACUCAAAGGAGGCUGCUGAUGAGACGGACGCGCUUGCGGAACAAAUGCGGCUGUCGUCGCUGAUGCUAAACCAGCUGAAGUUGAUGCCACCAGAGCUCGCCAAUUCUUCCAACGAAAUUAUGAGCGACAUCAUCUCGUCCAUGCAGCAAGUUCAGGAUAAGUUUGGGUACCGCGACCUUGAGGCCAUUGAUAGUAAAGCUGGUGAACGUCGGUUGGAGAACGAUAUGAUGACCGGUGGUAUUGACACCUCAUACUUGGGGGAGGACUGGCAAACUAAGAAGGAACGGAUCAGAAGAACAUCUGAAUACGGCCACCUGGAAAACUGGGACCUAUGUUCCGUCAUUGCGAAAUCAGGUGACGAUCUGAGACAGGAAGCGUUUGCGUGUCAAAUGAUCCAGGCGAUGGCACAAAUAUGGACCAUAGAGAACACCGAUAUAUGGGUCAAAAAAAUGAAGAUUCUGAUAACGAGUGCCACGACGGGUUUAGUGGAGACCAUCACGAACGCGAUGUCGGUGCACAGUAUCAAGAAGUCUUUGAGCAACAAGCUCCUGGACGAUAAGGACAAUAAGGAAGGUAGGAUUGUGACGAUCCAGGACCAUUUCAUCUGUGCGUUUGGUGGUAGGGACGACUUUAGGUUUCGGAGAGCGCAGGACAACUUUGCGUCCUCACUGGCAGCGUACUCGCUAAUAUGUUACAUUUUGCAAGUGAAGGAUAGACAUAACGGUAACAUCAUGAUUGAUAACGAGGGCCACGUUGUACAUAUAGAUUUCGGGUUCAUGCUGUCGAACUCGCCCGGGUCCGUUGGGUUCGAGGCUGCGCCUUUCAAGCUGACGCAGGAGUACGUUGAUUUGAUGGAUGGUCCAGAGGGCAAACCAUACAAGAAAUUCGUCCGGCUGAUGAAAAGCGGAUUCAAAGCGCUACGGAAGCACUCUAGUCAAAUAGUGUCCAUGUGUGAAAUCAUGCAGAAGGACAACAUGCAGCCGUGCUUUGCAAUUGGAGACCAGACGAGCGUGCAGUUGGGGCAGCGUUUCCAUUUGGAGUUGAAGGAUGAGGAGGUCGACGACUUUGUCGAGAACUUUUUGAUAGGGAAGUCGCUGAAGAGUAUGUACACCAGGCUGUACGAUCAAUUCCAGCUGAUCACCCAAGGGAUAUACAGUUGA
Messenger RNA from Huiozyma naganishii CBS 8797, 3186 nucleotides. It is a transcript of the gene PIK1, whose product is annotated as 1-phosphatidylinositol 4-kinase. The transcript has a single exon. Gene Ontology annotation, molecular function: 1-phosphatidylinositol 4-kinase activity. Gene Ontology annotation, biological process: phosphatidylinositol phosphate biosynthetic process; phosphatidylinositol-mediated signaling. Bases 1 to 3186 code for a protein of 1061 amino acids. Gene Ontology annotation, cellular component: cytoplasm; membrane. The record is from RefSeq and is a predicted model, not a curated record. Lineage: Eukaryota; Fungi; Ascomycota; Saccharomycetes; Saccharomycetales; Saccharomycetaceae.